AUGCAUCCUGCAGUUCGAAUCGUGGAAGUUGGCCCACGGGAUGGACUUCAAAACAUCAAAGGCGCAAUCCCCACCUCAGUCAAGCUGGAGUUGAUACGCCGACUCAAGCAGACUGGACUGCGCACAGUGGAACUGACUUCUGUCGUCUCACCCCGGGCAGUUCCUCAAUUAGCAGAUUGUCGCGACCUUCUUCGUGACCCAAGCGCCAAGACACUGUUGCAAGACUCGCAAUCUCGUCAUCCUGUGUUGGUGCCCAAUCUCAAAGGGCUCGAAAUUGCCAUUCAACAUAAUGUCCGAGAGAUUGCUGUCUUUAUCAGCGCCACGGAAGGGUUCAGUAAGGCGAACAUUAACUGUACGGUGGCGCAGGGCAUUGAACGGGCGACUCAGGUGAUAAUUGCUGCUACAAAUGCCGGACUCGCUGUGAGAGGAUAUGUCUCUUGUAUUUUCGCAGAUCCAUAUGACGGUCCAACUCCAUUGCCAGCAGUACUUCGCUGCGUCACAGCCCUUUUGAGCGCCGGCUGCUACGAAGUCAGUCUCGGGGACACGUUGGGCGUUGGAUCUCCUGCCAAUGUGCGAGAGUUGUUCCAAUAUCUCGCGAACAACGGUAUUCCAGCAGGCAAGCUAGCAGGCCACUUCCAUGAUACCUACGGCCAAGCCGUAGCAAAUGUUUGGGAGGCCUUCAAUUGUGGAAUCCAAGUUUUUGACAGUAGCGUGGCUGGACUUGGUGGCUGUCCCUUUGCACCAGGUGCCAGGGGAAAUGUCGCAUCCGAAGACCUCGUGUACAUGUUCCAGAACGCCGGAAUCGAGACAGGUGUUGAUCUUGUGAAGCUGGUUGAGACUGGAGCCUGGAUAUCGAGUCAACUGUCAAGGACCAACUCCAGCCGAGCUGGAACGGCACUAGCAACCAGAGCGCGACUUGCCACGCGUACGAGUCCUGAAAAGACUGAUUCGAAAACCAUCUCUCUUCUCACAUGGAAGCUCGUCUCGGAAACGGACGGGCUGCAGAUCUACCGGUCUGGCGUAAAUCUGAAGAUCGUCUUAAACAGACCAAAGAACGGGAACACUCUCACGGCCAUCAUGAUCGCCAAUCUGACUCGAGUAAUAUCAGAGGCUAACACCGACCCAUCAACCUCACGUAUCAUCAUCACCGCUAACGGCAAGUUCUUCUGCACGGGAAUGGACCUAGGCAAAGGCAGCACUGCAGUUGGCGAGGGCGGAUCUACCAGCGACAACCAGUUCAUCGGUCUUACAAGACUCUUCGAGGUGAUCGACCAAUCUCCUAAGGUAACCAUUGCAGCAGUCAAUGGGCCCGCUUUUGGAGGCGGGGUGGGAUUGGCGUUCUCUUGCGACAUUCGACUGUUCACACAGAACGCAAACCUGACGCUGAGCGAGGUGAAGCUAGGACUGUGCGCGGCAACGAUUUCCAGAUAUGUGAUUCGUGAAUGGGGGCUUGCAUUCACUCGCGAGGCUAUGCUCUCAGCUCGUGCUGUCACACCGCAUGAGCUGAAGGCGAUUGGAGUCGUUGCUGGUAUCGUUGACGACCAAGAACAUCUGCGCAUUAGUCUAGAUGAGCUUCUGAUCCAGCUUAAGACUGCUUCUCCUAAUGCUUCGAGGAUGUCAAAGGAGCUGGUGAGACUCGCUUGGGCUCAUGGCGGCGAAGAGAGGCAAGCAUCUGGAAUAAAGAGUAUUUUCGAGGAGAUGAUGCGGUCAGAUGCCGAUGGAGCUCAUGGGGUGAAGGAAUUCCAGGCUAAGAGGAAGGUAGAUUGGGAUGCCUAUGUUCAACAACAAGGAAAGGCCAAGCUAUGA
Penicillium bovifimosum is the source of this 1806-nucleotide messenger RNA. RefSeq lists its product as uncharacterized. Gene Ontology annotation, molecular function: hydroxymethylglutaryl-CoA lyase activity. Gene Ontology annotation, biological process: L-leucine catabolic process; ketone body biosynthetic process. The record is from RefSeq and is a predicted model, not a curated record. The transcript has 2 exons. Lineage: Eukaryota; Fungi; Ascomycota; Eurotiomycetes; Eurotiales; Aspergillaceae. Bases 1 to 1806 code for a protein of 601 amino acids.